UUUAAAUUUGGAACAGUUCGCUGCAUAGAUUAGAAUUUGAUAUUUUGUUUUUUUUUGUGCAAGUAGUGCAGCAAUGGCGUUCCUUCAGGGACCUUCUGUGAAACAAGCAGAAAUGAUGAAACAGGACCUGGGUGAGGCACCCGGGGACCUGGAAAGAUGUAUCAGGGACCUUCGUAGUAUGCUUGCUGCUUCUCCACAUCUACCAAAUUCGGAAGACGUAGACACAAAAUUCCUGGAGUUGUUCGUGAGAGGCUGCCGGCUAGACAUGGAGCGAACCAGGACCAAGCUGGAGGCCUUCUUCCUGUCUCGUUCACGGCACAGGGACUUGUACGAGCACCGGUCCCUUAAUGAACCUCCGCUUAGCAAUGCCUGCAAGUUCUUGGACAUAGUGCCUCUCCCCAAGGUGACCGACGAGGGCUACAGAGUGACCAUACUGCGGGUGAAGCCCAGCUACCCGGAGAGCGCGGCCGACGUGGCUGACGCCGCCAAGGCCAUACUCCUCGUCAGUGACGCCAGGAUGCAUGAUGAGACUUUCAUCGCUGGAGAUGUUUUUAUUUGGGAGCUAUCACACGUUCGUGGUUCCUUAGCGGCGCGCGUGAUGGCGGCCGCCAACGUGGUUCGUCGAGCCAUCCACCUGGCGCAGGCUGCGUACCCUCAGAGGAUGAAGAGGAUCCACGUGGUGGGCGCCAGACCCUUCCUCGCCUCCUCACUGCAGCUCAUGAGGUCCUGUGUCAACGAGAAGAUCAGGAGACGGUAUUACAUCCAUUCGCAAGUCGAUGAACUGUUGGAGCACAUACCUGCUCGAGUACUGCCCGCAGAAUGGGGUGGCGAGGAAGAAUCUAUCGACGUGCUGGCUAAGAAAUGGAGGAACCGCGUUGACGAAGUCAGGGACCACCUUAGAAAUCUCAGUAUCUUAUGCAACACUACUCCAGCGCCAAUAAUAGAUAACGAUAUUUAUGGCACAGUAGGCGCAUUUAGAAAACUCGAUAUCGAUUAAGUUAGUGAUAACCACUCUAGAGGAGGCUAUAACCAAUCAUCAUAAAGCGCGUGUUAUAAUGCAGCUCUACGAUUGGUUGAUAUCAUUACCUCUGUGAUGAUCGGAGGGAUGCGAAUGCGACGCAGCGAAGUCUAUAAAGAAUGACAAGCUCUGAGGGCCACCAAAGAUUUGACAACGCACUUCACCGCCUGUCAUUCUGGUCUGUGAUCAUGUAAUUCUGGACUGUAUAUCUAAGUUACCCUAAAAGUACAAUAGCGCCAGAGAAAGUGAGGGUUAAAUGAAAUAGUCAUAACAUCAUCAAUAUAUACCAAUAAAAAUAAAUAAACAACGCUUAAUUUUAUAUUGGAAGUCUCAUUAGGUCCUUCUUAUCUUUUAAAACGUUGACUAUUCAACGUUCUAUAAGAUACGAAAAAAUUAUAAUAAUUUAGAUAAUUGUAUACUUAGCAUUGAUCAGUGUUUAUAAAUAUUUUUUACUUAGAAUUAAGACAACAAAAUGGUUAUGUGUACUCGUGAUAAUUUUAUUUUGUUAUUGAUAAGUAUGUGAAGAUGGAAUGGUCACACAAAGUGAGGUUAUUAUUUUUAGAAAAUAAGUUAUUUAA
Messenger RNA from Amyelois transitella, 1596 nucleotides. Its product is annotated as retinol-binding protein pinta. NCBI's taxonomy places the organism in Eukaryota, Metazoa, Arthropoda, Insecta, Lepidoptera, Pyralidae. Gene Ontology annotation, cellular component: membrane. Gene Ontology annotation, molecular function: phosphatidylinositol bisphosphate binding. The record is from RefSeq and is a predicted model, not a curated record. The transcript is spliced from 5 exons. Bases 74 to 997 code for a protein of 307 amino acids.